GGAAGCGGAAGUGACCGCAGAAGCGCUGGGCGGAGGCUCAAGAUGGCGGCAGCGGUUGUGUCUCUAGCCGGGGCUGCUGAAGCGGCUGUGCUGCGUGGACGGGGCGUCUGGGGCCGCUCUCGCAUGAGGUUUGGACUGACUGCAUACAGACGGUUUAGUAGUGGCAGUGCGUACCCCAACAUUCCUCUCUCUUCUCCCCUACCUGGAGUGCCCAAACCUGUUUUUGCAACAGUUGAUGGACAGGAAAAAUUUGAAACCAAAGUCACAACACUAGAGAAUGGACUUCGUGUGGCAUCCCAAAAUAAAUUUGGACAAUUUUGUACAGUAGGAAUUCUGAUUAAUUCAGGAUCAAGACAUGAAGCAAAAUAUGUUGGUGGAAUUGCUCACUUUUUGGAAAAACUGGCAUUUUCGUCUACUGCCAGAUUUGGCAGCAAAGAUGAAAUUCUUCUUACCUUGGAAAAGCAUGGGGGCAUUUGUGACUGCCAGACAUCAAGGGAUACUACCAUGUAUGCUGUGUCUGCUGAUACAAAAGGACUGGAUACUGUGGUUGGUUUAUUAGCUGAUGUAGUGCUGCAGCCAAACUUAUCAGAUGAAGAAAUCGAUAUGACUCGAAUGGCUGUCCAGUUUGAAUUAGAGGACCUAAAUAUGAGACCUGAUCCAGAGCCACUUCUCACAGAGAUGAUUCAUGAAGCUGCAUACAGGGAAAAUACAGUGGGCCUCCACCGUUUCUGUCCAGCAGAAAAUAUUUCCAAAAUUGAUCAAAAAGUACUCCAUUCAUACCUGAGAAACUAUUACACUCCUGACCGGAUGGUACUGGCUGGUGUAGGGAUAGAACAUGAGCAAUUAGUAGAGUGUGCCAGAAAAUAUCUCCUAGGAAUAGAUCCAGUUUGGAGUAGUGGACAGGCCAAGGAUGUUGACAAAUCUGUUGCACAGUAUACUGGAGGGAUUAUCAAGAUAGAAAGAGACAUGUCUGAUGUGAGUCUAGGACCCACACCAAUCCCUGAACUCACACAUAUCAUGAUAGGACUUGAGAGCUGUUCCUUUUUGGAAGAAGAUUUCAUCCCCUUUGCAGUGCUAAACAUGAUGAUGGGAGGAGGAGGUUCUUUUUCAGCUGGUGGACCAGGAAAGGGAAUGUUUACCAGACUUUAUCUCAAUGUGCUAAACAGGCACCAUUGGAUGUAUAAUGCAACCUCCUAUCACCAUAGUUAUGAAGAUACAGGUCUCUUGUGUAUUCAUGCUAGUGCUGAUCCCAGACAGGUUCGAGAAAUGGUAGAAAUCAUUACAAGGGAAUUUAUUUUAAUGGGUGGAGCUGUGGGUGAGGUGGAGCUUGAGAGAGCCAAGACACAACUGAUGUCCAUGCUCAUGAUGAACCUAGAAUCCAGACCUGUAAUUUUUGAAGAUGUAGGGAGGCAGGUGCUGGCAACAAACUCCAGAAAACUACCUCAUGAAUUGUGUGCUCUCAUUCGUAAUGUGAAAUCAGAUGAUAUCAAGAGGGUAGCUACUAAAAUGCUUCGGGGUAAACCUGCAGUAGCUGCCUUGGGAGACUUGACAGACCUGCCAACAUAUGAACACAUUCAAGCAGCACUAACUAGUAAAGAUGGACGACUGCCGAGAAUGUACAGGCUUUUCCGAUAAGGAACUGAAAAAGCCUGAAUCACCCUGAGAAUCCAGGGGAGCAUGUUUUUUAUGUAUUAUUCUAGGAAUUGUUGUAAUUUAGUACAAAAAAAAAGAUGUUUAAUUAUACAGAAUAAAACAAAUUGGACUGUU
This is a messenger RNA of Dromiciops gliroides (monito del monte), 1767 nucleotides long. It is a transcript of the gene PMPCA, whose product is annotated as peptidase, mitochondrial processing subunit alpha. The record is from RefSeq and is a predicted model, not a curated record. Lineage: Eukaryota; Metazoa; Chordata; Mammalia; Microbiotheria; Microbiotheriidae. The transcript is spliced from 13 exons. The coding region runs from base 43 to 1635 and encodes 530 amino acids. Gene Ontology annotation, cellular component: mitochondrion. Gene Ontology annotation, molecular function: metalloendopeptidase activity; metal ion binding.